CUUAACCUCACGCGUAAACUUCCUCGUCUUCUUCCUCCACCAUGAAAGCUCCUCUCUUCCUUCUCCUCUUCCCUCUCCUAAACCCAAUCUCAGCCGUCGAUCUCCUCUUCAACGGCUUCGAUGACUCUCCCUCCCCACCUCUCUCUCUCUUCGGAAACGCAACAAUCGAAUCCAAAGUCCUCACCUUAACAAACCAAACAUCAUACUCAACCGGUCGCGCCUUAUACAACACCACCAUCCGUACAAAAGACCCAACAACCUCCUCCCUCCUCCCUUUCUCCACCUCCUUCAUCUUCGCCAUGGCUCCUUCCAAAAACGCCGUCCUCUCCGGCCACGGCCUCGUCUUCCUCUUCGCACCCUCCACCGGUAUCAACGGAACAAGCUCUGCUCAGCACUUGGGUCUCUUCAACUUGACCAACAACGGCGACCCGACCAACCACGUCUUCGGUGUUGAGUUCGAUGUCUUCGCUAAUCAAGAGUUUAACGACAUCGAUGCUAACCAUGUCGGAAUAGAUGUUAAUUCUCUUAACUCUGUCUUUUCCAACACGUCUGGGUUCUGGUCGGAAGAUGAGAGACCAGUGUUUAAGCCGUUGAAGCUUAACAACGGAAGAAACUAUCAGGUUUGGAUUGAUUAUAGAGAUGAUAUAGUCAACGUUACUAUACAGCUCGCUGGUAAGGUUCGACCUAAGACUCCCUUGCUUAGCAAGUUUCUGAAUCUCUCUGGAGUUAUGGAGGAUGAGAUGUUUGUUGGGUUUACAGCAGCUACAGGGAGAUUAGUUCAGAGUCAUAAGGUUUUAGCUUGGAGUUUUAGUAACACUAAUUUCUCCUUGAGUGAUAGUUUGAUCACAACUGGUUUGCCUUCUUUUGUUAUACCUAAAGACUCAAUCCUUAAAAAGACAUGGUUUGUGUUUGUCUUGGUGUUGUUAUGUUUCUUGGUCGUUUCUUUGGUGGGUUUUGUUACGUUUGUUGUGGUGAGGAAGAGGAUGGAGAGAGCGAGGAAGAGAGCGUUGAUGGAGGAUUGGGAGAUGGAGUAUUGGCCUCAUAGGAUCUCCUACGAGGAGAUUGAGUCAGGGACCAAAGGGUUUGAUGAGAAGAAUGUGAUUGGUGUCGGUGGGAAUGGGAAAGUGUAUAAAGGUUUGUUGCAAGGAGGAGCUGUAGAAGUUGCGGUGAAGCGGAUUUCGCAGGAGAGUAGCGAUGGGAUGAGAGAGUUUGUAGCUGAGAUCUCGAGUCUUGGUCGGUUAAAACACAGGAACUUGGUUUCUUUAAGAGGUUGGUGUAAGAAGGAAGUUGGUAGUUUCAUGUUGGUGUAUGAUUACAUGGAGAAUGGAAGUUUAGACCGGUGGAUCUUUGAGGAUGAUGAGAAGAAACAUGUGCUUAGUUGUGAAGAGAGGAUACAGAUUUUGAAAGGUGUAGCUUCGGGGAUAUUGUAUUUACAUGAAGGAUGGGACUCUAAGGUGUUACAUAGAGAUAUUAAAGCUAGUAACGUGUUGCUUGACAAAGAUAUGAUCCCUAGGCUGAGUGAUUUUGGGUUAGCUAGAGUACAUGGACAUGAGCAAGCUAUUAGGACAACAAGGGUGGUUGGUACAGCUGGUUAUUUAGCUCCUGAAGUUGUUAAGACAGGUCGUGCAUCGACACAGACCGAUGUCUUCGCAUACGGUGUGCUAGUUCUUGAAGUAAUGUGUGGGAGGAGACCUAUUGAAGAAGGGAAGAAACCGUUGAUGGAUUGGGUUUGGGGGUUGUUGGAGAAGGGUGAGAUACUUAAAGGACUUGAUCCUAGGAUGGUGAGGAUGACAGAAGCUAGUGAUGAGGAGGCAGAGAGAGUUUUGCAGCUUGGUUUGCUUUGUGCACAUCCUGAUCCGGGGAAGAGACCGUCGAUGAGACAAGUGGUUCAAGUGUUUGAAGGUGAGAAGGCUGAGGUAUUUGAGGCGGGAAGUAGUGAAGAUGUUGAGUCAUGGAUGGUGAUGAAGUUUGGAUCUUGGAGAAAUUCAAGAGAGUUUUCGUAUGGAAGCUCGUCGCAUCCGACCAUAGAGCAGGUCAGACUUCAGUCUUUGUCUGUGUCUCUUUCGUCUUGGAAUAGUUCUAUUUUAGAUGGGCGGUGAUGAUGAUACGUAAAAUGGCUUGAGAGACUUCAAGAAUGUGGUUAUUUUGAGAGAUGGCCGGCCUUUCCUUGGCUCUUGUUGUGUACAUACACGGACGGUUUUGCAAACUGAUCACAUCAUAUACAUAUAUUGUUGUUGUUUUAUUUUUGGAUUUUUUUUUCAAUUUAUAUAUUGUAAAAUAAAUAAAAAUACAAAAUUUGUAUCAAAAAUAGAUUCAUUUUUACCGCAAAAAAUAUUCA
Molecule: messenger RNA, 2338 nt
Organism: Eruca vesicaria subsp. sativa (arugula)
Lineage: Eukaryota; Viridiplantae; Streptophyta; Magnoliopsida; Brassicales; Brassicaceae
Source: the annotation of a GenBank genome assembly